Molecule: messenger RNA, 2487 nt
Organism: Aspergillus terreus NIH2624
Lineage: Eukaryota; Fungi; Ascomycota; Eurotiomycetes; Eurotiales; Aspergillaceae
Exons: 3
Coding region: 1-2487 (828 amino acids)
Biological process (GO): protein transport
Source: RefSeq, a predicted model, not a curated record
AUGGCUACUCGAGAUAACGGCCAUGCGUCGGAAGCCGUCGACAAGUCGAUGAGGAACACUGACUCCCGAGUAACGUCGAAGGCGAAGAAGACAAACCCAUUCCGGUGGACACUGGGGUUACUGGUGCGACUGUGUAUCUGGUAUGCCUUGCUUACACCGUUCUUCCGCUGUCCUUCCCGCCUCUCAGACUUGAAUGAGUCCUCCCCGCGAGUCUGCAAGCCGUAUCUUGUCGCUCGGUCCUAUAUCGAUCCUCAUGUCGCCCCAUACUACGACGCCUAUGCCGCGCCUUAUGUUGAUGCUACGCGGCCCUACGUGAACCUCUUGAACGAGAAGGUAUAUACACCUUCUGUGAAUGUCGCCAAACACGGUUAUGAAAAAUACGGUGCCCCUGCUUUGAAUCAGGCACAAGCAUUCAGCCAACAACAAUGGGAUGCACAAGUCACCCCUCGCCUGCAGUCUGUCAAAGGGCGGGCAAACGACUUGUAUGCUUCCGAGGUGUCGCCGCAUGUUCAACGCGUCAAGGCUGCGCUGUCGCCCUACUACCAGAGGGUCAACUCCGCCAUCCGAUCCGCCGCCCAAAACUACAUUCUGCCGUUCUAUGCCCGCUCCAGACCUUUUAUCGGGAAGACUUAUACCUCUGGACAGGAUAUGCUAGCUACCACAGUUCUGCCUUAUGCGCAAAGUACUUGGUCUUCUGCUAUCUCCUUCGUCAGUAGCUCCUUGUGGCCUAAAGUGACUGGUCUAUAUUCGGAAAAUGUUGAGCCUCAACUGGUGAAGAUCGGCCAGCGACUCGCGAGCUACCGUGAGAGGAAGCGACUCCACAGUGUUGUCGAUGAAUCCGACAGCACGACGACCAAAGUGGAUCAAUCAACCUCCUCGACCAUAUCUUCAGUGGAAGCAGUCAGCGUCGAAUCCCCGUCUACUCCUUCGGUUGUGGCGGCUUCGCCAACUCCCCAGAAGCUCACUCCUGCCCAAAUAGCUGCUCAGGCACGCGAAAGGAUUGAAUCUGAUCUGCAAACGUGGGAGGAGAAGUUUGCGGUGGCCGCGGGAAAUGCCGUGGAAGAGCUCGAGGCUCGCAUCGUCGAGAUCAUUGAUGCCUAUAUUGCGACCCAGGCCAAGGACCAUGGCGAGGGUCUCUUGGCAGAUUUGCAAGCGGUGGUAGAACAGGAGACAUCUGCUGUAAAGGAUCGUAUCAACUCUCUGGCAGAGUCCCUCCCCGCCGAAGAUGCCCCCGAGGAGGAGGAAAAGGCGCAAGAAGCGCUUGUUAAGGAAGUCAGAGACUCCGCAUUUACCAUCAGAGAUCGUGCUCAUGCCCUCCGAGAGUGGCACAACUCGUUUGAUGAGGAGCUUCAGCUUCGUGUCUCUGCCGCUGCUCGGUCAACCCUCAGUGUCCUGGAUAGUAUCCACAAUCUAGGAUUCCAAGAAAUUGGAACGCGCUGGGCCUGGAUGGACGGUGUGACCUACAAAGAUUGGGAGAAAUACCAUUCCCUCAAAGCGGCGUUUGAAGACUGGCGCACGCAAUUCCUCAAUGAUAGGAUGAAGCAUCCCAAGCUUGAAGAAGCCAAGUCUAUUGCAGAAGAUAUCCUCUCAAUCGGUAUGGAUGCUGCGGAGUCCGCCGCCAAGGAGCUUGCUAGGCUGAAAGAGGUCGGCAAGUGGAAGAUCACAGCUAGGGAAGUCAGUGAUAACUUUGCCACGAGGUCUGAACCUCCUCCUCUUCCACCGAAGCCCAGUGUUGCCGAUGAGGAGGAUGUUCCUGGGGACAUGGAGGACCAUGAAGAGCUCGAAGCUCAUGCCAAAGUCGACGACUUUGAUGGGGAAUUAAACGAAUCUUCUGCCAAAACCACCAUCGAAUCCGAAAACAACAUCAUGGAUUCUGACAAUGUUUCUGAAGCGGAUGGUCGCGAAGAGGCCAAUAUGGACAUCCCUUUGGACCGUGCAGCAGAAGAAACGGAAUCUACCACUAGCUUUGAUGAUGAUGAAGCAGUUCUGGAAGAUGUUAGAGAUGAGCCCACCAAGCCGGUGUGGGGUGCUGAAGCAGCAGCCGUUCCCCCUGUGCACCGCGUGGUUGAUAAUAAUGAUGAUCUGAACGGUGAUACAGAAGAAGUCGAAGAAUUGACCCAGCCGCUCAAGACAGAUGAAGACGAGGAGACCUCGGCUGACGGGGCUGACUCCCGCAGCACCCAAACAUCGUCGGAGACCACUGAUCAGAAGGAAUCCCCACACACCUCUGUGAAGGAAUUGGUGAAUAAACUUCUUGCUGACCCGGGCUCCGAUCUUCCUGAGGAUGUUAAGCUCAAACUUCAGGCUUUGUACGAAUCGCCUGAUUUGAUGAAGCCCACAUCAUCCGUCGACUCUGAGGAAGAUGUGCCUACGUCCUCUGCAUCACCAGCACCUGUGUCGAGCAUCGUUGUUGAGGAUGAGAAGAAUACCGGUGAAGAAGCUGUGGGUAGUGGUUUCGAAGAUAAACCUGUGAGGAAAGACCUAUAA